Gadus morhua (Atlantic cod) is the source of this 6057-nucleotide messenger RNA. Its product is annotated as ras-specific guanine nucleotide-releasing factor 1. Bases 401 to 4186 code for a protein of 1261 amino acids. Gene Ontology annotation, cellular component: plasma membrane. Gene Ontology annotation, molecular function: guanyl-nucleotide exchange factor activity. Gene Ontology annotation, biological process: Ras protein signal transduction. The transcript has 27 exons. NCBI's taxonomy places the organism in Eukaryota, Metazoa, Chordata, Actinopteri, Gadiformes, Gadidae. The record is from RefSeq and is a predicted model, not a curated record.
AUUCCUCCCAGCCUGCCCAGAUCCGCGCAAUGCUUUAGUGCUUUCUGGAGAUUUCACGUGAGAAAGAUACGACCCCUUCAACACUCGACCACGUUCACAUUGCGCUACUACAUUGCGCUAUUCAGUAGCGUUUUUUUCCCUCAAUCCAUCCACAUCCAAAUCCCAUGGAUUUCUCGAGAGAAGCGAACAUGCAACACAUCACCGAUGAUGGACUUAACUCUUGGUUUUGUGCCCCUCUGUCUACUUAGCGCCAGCGGUGCGGUGAAUGCGUCGGGCGGAGCGGGCUAACCUGCUGCUGGAGGUCCGCAUUGGGAAAGUCAACAUUCUGCAUCACUUUAGACGCGAAUCUAAAAGGAUGUAACGUCCGCCUACUGUCUUUUCAGCCCGAGUCUUCAUCAAAAUGCAGAAAGGAUUACGGCUAAAUGAUGGUCAUGUCACCUAUCUGGGGCUUUUGGCAAAGAAGGAUGGUACAAGGCGAGGUUCCUUGAGCAAGAAGAGCUCAGACAACACGAAAUGGCACACCAAGUGGUUUGCGUUGCUGCAGAAUAUGCUGUUUUAUUUCGAGAACGAGUCGAGCUCUCGCCCGUCGGGAUUGUACCUGUUGGAGGGAUGCGUGUGUGACAGAGCGCCUUCACCGAAGCCCUCUCUGUCAGCCAAGGAUUGUUUAGAAAAACAGUACUAUUUUACGGUCAACUUCACCCAUGAGAACCAGAAGGCGCUGGAGCUACGGACGGAGGACGUGAAGGACUGUGAUGAAUGGGUGGCCUCCAUAUCACAUGCCAGUUUCAGAAACCUGGCCACUGAACAUGAGACUCUAAUGCAGAAGUACCUUCAUCUACUUCAGAUUGUGGAGACAGAGAAAACCGUUGCCAAGCAACUUCGACAACAGAUUGAAGAUGGGGAAAUAGAAAUUGAAAGGCUUAAGUCUGAGAUCUCCGGUCUGCUGAAGGACAACGAGAAGACCCAGUCCAGCCCCCCGGCAGCGCCCAGCGACGACGACGACGAUGCCGAGCUCAAGAAGAUCAAAAAGGUGCAGAGUUUCCUGCGAGGCUGGAUCUGUCGCAGGAAGUGGAAGACGAUCAUCCAGGACUACAUCCGCUCGCCGCACGCCGAGAGCAUGAGGAAGAGGAACCAGGUGGUGUUCAGCAUGCUGGACUCUGAGGCAGAGUACGUCCAGCAGCUUCACAUCCUGGUCAACAACUUCCUGCGGCCACUGCGCAUGGCCGCCAGCUCCAAGAAGCCCCCCAUCACCCACGACGACGUCAGCAGCAUCUUCCUCAACAGUGAGACUAUCAUGUUUUUACAUCAGAUAUUUUAUCAGGGUCUGAAAGCAAGAAUAGCCAGCUGGCCAACGUUAGUUUUGGCGGACCUGUUUGACAUCCUGCUGCCCAUGCUGAACAUCUACCAGGAGUUUGUGAGGAACCACCAGUACAGCCUGCAGAUCCUGGCCCACUGCAAGCAGAACCGGGACUUUGACAAGCUGCUGAAGCAGUACGAGGCCAAGCCCGACUGUGAAGAGCGCACCCUGGAGACCUUCCUCACCUACCCCAUGUUCCAGAUCCCCCGCUACAUCCUGACGCUCCACGAGCUCCUCGCCCACACGCCCCACGAACACAUUGAGAGGACCAGCCUGGACUACGCCAAGUCCAAGCUUGAGGAGCUCUCAAGGAUCAUGCACGAUGAGGUCAGCGAGACGGAGAACAUCCGGAAGAACCUGGCCAUCGAGCGCAUGAUCAUCGAGGGCUGCGAGAUCCUCCUGGACACCAGCCAGACGUUCGUCAGACAAGGCUCUCUGAUCCAGGUGCCCAUGAGUGAGAAGGGUAAGAUCACGCGAGGCCGGCUGGGGUCGCUGUCCCUGAAGAAGGAGGGCGAGCGCCAGGUCUUCCUCUUCUCCAAGCAUCUCAUCAUCUGCACCAGGGGCUCCGGGGGCAAACUGCACCUCAGCAAGAACGGAGUGGUGUCCCUGAUAGACUGCACUCUGCUGGAGGACCCAGAAGGGACAGAUGACGAGCCAAAGACAGACAAGAGCGGCCAGGACUUGGAGCACCUGGACUUCAAGAUCGUGGUGGAGCCCAAAGACCUGCAGUCCUUCACCGUCAUCCUGGUGGCCUCCUCCCGGCAGGAGAAGUCUGCCUGGACCAGCGACAUCAGCCAGUGCAUAGACAAUAUCCGCUGCAAUGGGCUGAUGAUGAAUGCCUUUGAAGAUAACUCUAAGGUCACCGUGCCACAGAUGAUCAAGUCGGACACCAGCCUGUACUGCGACGACGUGGACAUCCGCUUCAGCAAGAUGAUGAACUCCUGCAAGGUGCUGCAGAUCCGCUACGCCAGCGUGGAGCGUCUGCUGGAGCGGCUCACCGACCUGCGCUUCCUCUCCAUCGACUUCCUCAACACCUUCCUGCACUCCUACCGCGUGUUCACCGGCGCCGACGUGGUGCUGGACAAGCUCAUCACCAUCUACAAGAAGCCCAUCAGCGCCAUCCCCGCUCGGUCCCUGGAGCUGUUCUUCGCCAGCAGUCAGAACAACAAGCUGCUGUACGGAGAGCCCCCCAAGUCCCCCCGAGCCAGCCGCAAGUUCUCCUCGCCGCCGCCGCUGGCCAUGACCAAGAGCUCCUCCUCCCCCAACCGCCGGCGCAAGCUGUCCCUCAACAUCCCCAUCAUCACGGGGGGCAAGGCGCUGGACCUGGCCGCCCUGAGCUGCAGCCCCUCCAACGGCUACGCCAGCAUGUACUCCACCAUGUCGCCCUUCAGCAAGACCUCCCUGGACAUCAACAAGCUCUACGUGUCCGGCGGGGGCUCCGGCAAGACCCCCGACGAGGGCGCCGACGGCAAGGCGGAAAAGGCAGAGGACGCCCCGGUGGCCAAGACAGAUCUGUCCGUACGGGAGGAGACUGACACGGAGCAGCACCAGAGUGACGAGGGUGAGCCGGAGACGUCCCCCGUCAAGUCGCCCACCACCCCCAAAAACGUCCGGGGAAAGAACUCCUCAGAGUUCUCUCUGUUCUCGUACAACAACGGCACGGUCAUGUCCUCGUGCCGGGAGCUGGACAGCAACCGCAGCGCCCUGUCCGCGGCCUCCGCCUUCGCCAUCGCCACGGCGGGGGCUAACGAGGGCACACCCACCAAGGAGAAGUACCGCCGCAUGUCCAUCGCCAGCACAGGCUUCCCGACAGACCAACGUAACGGUGACAAGGAGUUUGUGAUCAGAAGAGCCGCCACAAACAGAGUGCUGAAUGUCCUGAGGCACUGGGUGUCCAAGCAUUGUCCGGACUUUGAGAACAACAAUGAAUUAAAGUGUAAGGUCAUUACAUUCCUAGAGGAAGUGAUCCACGACCCAGAGCUGUUGACCCAGGAAAGAAAAGCUGCUGCGAACAUCAUCAGAACUCUGUCCCAGGAAGAACCAGGCGAUAAUCAGAUCAGCCUGGAAGAGGUGAUACGGCUGGCAGAAGGAGGAAAGGCCGAGCCCUUUGAGAACCUCUCAGCCCUGGAGAUAGCAGAGCAGCUCACACUACUGGACCACCUGGUCUUCAAGGUCAUCCCCUAUGAAGAAUUCUUCGGACAGGGAUGGAUGAAGAACGACAAAAAUGAGAAGACGCCAUACAUCAUGAAAACGACAAAGCACUUCAAUGAUACAAGCAACCUGAUCGCCACGGAGAUCCUGCUCUGCGAGGACGUGGUGACGCGGGUCGCGGUGAUAGAGAAGUGGGUGGCGGUGGCCGACAUCUGCCGCUGUCUGCACAACUACAACGCAGUCCUGGAGAUCACUUCCUCCCUGAACCGCAGCUCUGUCUUCAGGCUCAAGAAGACCUGGCUCAAGGUCUCCAAGCAGACAAAGGCUGUGAUUGACAAGCUCCAGAAGCUGGUUUCGUCCGAGGGGAGGUUCAAAAACCUGCGGGAGGCUUUGAAAAACUGCGACCCCCCCUGUGUGCCGUACCUGGGGAUGUACCUCACGGACCUGGCCUUCAUCGAAGAGGGCACGCCCAACUACACAGAGGACAGCCUGGUCAACUUCUCCAAGAUGAGAAUGAUUUCCCACAUCAUCAGAGAAAUCCGACAGUUUCAGCAAACGGCAUACAAGAUCGAUCAUCAACCAAAGGCAACAGAGUAUUUGCUGGACAAGAGCACUGUGCUAGAUGAAGAGAGUAUGUAUGAAGCCUCACUCAGAAUCGAGCCCAAAGUGUCCAACUGAUUACAUUAUUUUCCUUGUUAAUAAAGUUAACAUCAAUACAUGUAAACACUAACUUUUGUAAAGAUGUAUAUGUCUAAAAAUCUAAAUAUUUGCUCCUCUGUAUAAAAAAAUAUGUUUGGAAUUGUUUUGACUCAUUAACAAACGGUAUGUUUUGUACGUUGAGUUUGUUUGUUCGGAGGCAUAAUAACAGAGGUCACUCUCUUUGUACAGCCUAGUGACCAAUGACAUUAUUCUGCAUUGUUUCAUACCUUGUCAAAUUUGCACUCUGAAUACUUAUGCUAACUGAAUUCUGUGUUUGUGAGUGGUUGUUAUCUAUGCUUGAUGUUUAACGAUGAUUCAGUAACUCUGCAACUAAUGUAGCAUUAUAAAAUAUAACUGUAUAAAAUCAGGUAAAGCAGCACAGAGAAUUUCACAAUGGGAGUUGGCGACAAUAUAUUUCAAGCAUAGUUAUUCUUACUAUUCCAAAACCAAAAUAAAGGGGUAUUUAUAUCAGUACAUGAAAACCCACUAUUAUUUUUUUAUCAUACAGUUAUACCUGGUGUCAGAUUAAAUUAACUCCUCUCCAUCUAGAUUAAUUUAUGAAUAAUAAUCUGACAUAACCCUCGAUAGGGUCUGUACUUCAAAUAGGCAAUAAUAACAAAGGCUCUUAUUUGUGUUUAUGGUUUGUAAAGGGAACAAGCAGACUCUACUGCUAUACACACAACAUGUUAGCAUGAUAUUAUAUAUGUAUAAUGUUUUUAAAGCAGAAACCCUCAACUUUCAACCUCAUCCCAUCGGGUUAAGAUGUUAAGUGUUGUUGUGAAAUGUUUACAAUGAUAUUAAGUCACUCACAUUUACUCUGACAGAGCAAUAUUUAACUCACGAUUAUCCUCCCAUCUCCCCUCCCCCUAUAUGUUACUGCCACACGUCCUCUGACAUUUACUUCUAUUUUAAAAGGGCCAUCCAAGGUGUUUUCAUCCUCCUUAUGAACAUAUCUUUUCAUUUGAAAAAUAAACUCACAGCUAAUGAACAAACCCUCGUCCAAGAGAGAAAGAUAGAAAGAAAGAAAGAAAGAAAGAAAGAAAGAAAGAAAGAAAGAAAGAAAGAAAGAAAGAAAGAAAGAAAGAAAGAAAGAAAGAAAGAAAGAAAGAAAGAAAGAAAGAAAGAAAGAAAGAAAGGAGGAAAGAAAGAAUGAAAUGAAAGUAGUCCAAUGGCAAUACAUCAGGUUUGGUGGUUUAGAGAAUAAGGUUGUUGCUCUUUUAUAAUAAAGACAAUCUGUUUUCUUUUUGUGUCAUUCCCGUAUUUGUGGAACAUGACUGUAUAUCACUCUGUUAAAUGUAUUUUUGUUUAACAAUAUUAUAUGCGAAUGAUUUCUGCCUGCAGCAUUAAAACACUAUUUUUGUAGUAAAAAGAGGGACCUCUCUUUAUAUGAAAAAAUGGGAGUAUUUUGUAUUUUACUCAAGAUACAGAAUUGUGCUUUACAUUUUGUACCUGCAACCCCUGCAUAUUUCUCAGUGUGGAACAGUUGAAGAUAUAUGAAGAUAUAUUGUAUCUCAAGCUUGAAUUAAUACUGCUACAGUCGUGUUACCCUGAAACCACCAGUUAUGACAUGAAUUUAAAGUGUUUUCCACUGAUACUGUAAUCCUGUCUAUGAUCACCCUUCAGCAGGAAUAUAGUAAUGUAGUGCUUAUUCUGUGAAUAUAUGUGUGUCAUUUUACUAUUUUUUUGUACAGAAUAUUGACGCUUAUCUGGCGGCAUGCAAAACCUUUACAGACACAAUAUUAAAGUGAACUAUACGCUCUCAUCAUGUAAACACUUAAAAAACACAUACUCCAAGCACAUCAACUCACAUUCGCAAAGUAUAUAAAUAAACAUCUUUGCUGUUAGCAAUA